AUGAGCUCCUCUCCCUCAAACUCAUUAUUCAACAUUUCAGAUCCUCCGGUAGCUCAUCAACGCCGUCGCCGACUAGCUCAUUAUCAUCCUACCAUUUGGGGUCCCGAGCUCAUCGAUUCCUUCUCCUCUCACUACAAUCAUGAGUCAUAUGCCUCACAAUUGGAGGAUCUAAAGCAGAAUGUUUCAAGAACUUUGUUUGCAUCGUGUUAUGAAGACAAUGCUGGUUCUAUUUUGAAGCUCAUAGACGCGAUGCAGCGGUUAGGAGUAGCAUACCUGUUUGAAAAGGAGAUCCAAGCAGCUAUAUUUACUCUUGUUUCCUCUAGUACUGCUGGUACCACAAGCGAUCUUCAGGCAGUUGCUUUGAAAUUUCGGAUACUAAGACAAUAUGGAAUUCCAAUUAGCUCUGAUUUGUUUAAUGAGUUUAGAAAUAGCGAGGGAUGCUUCAAAGAUAGCUUAAGCGAUGAUGUGGAGGGGCUUUUGAGUUUGUAUGAAGCAUCACACCUUGGAAUUCUAGGAGAAGAUGUUCUGGAGGAGGCCAAGAGUUUUAGUUCGAAAAACUUGAAACAAUCCAUGACAACAAUAUUAUUGAACGACGAUAAUCUACGGAAGCAGGUAGAGCAAUCACUGGUAGCUCCUGUGCACCGGAGGAUGCCUAGGAUAGAAGCUUUAGACUUCAUCAACAUGUACCAAAGGGAAGAUGCCAGUAACCUGUCUCUGCUAGAGUUGGCCAAAUUGGACUAUAAUCUUGCAAUCAGUACAUCAGACGGAGAUAAAGAAGCUCUCAAGGUGGUGGAGAGAGCUGGAUUCAAAUCCAAGGCAAGUUUCUCGAGGGACAGAUUGAUGGAGAACUACUUGUGGGCAUUGGGAAUUACUUAUGAACCUCAAUUCUCCGAAUGCAGAAUAGGCCUCACGAAAUUUAUAUGCAUACUGUCAGCCAUUGAUGAUAUGUAUGAUGUGUAUGGAUUCCUGGAUGAGCUCGAGCUAUUUACAGAUGCAGUAACUUGUUGGAGUCUGAAGGCUAGUGAGGACCUUCCUGAGUACAUGAAGCCGAUUUAUUCUGCCAUGUUCACAUUUGGCAACGAAUUAGCUGAUAAGGAUUGUGGUCUGAACAUUCUUCCUCAUAUCAAGAGAGAGUGGGAAAAUCUUUGUAAGUCGUAUAUGGUGGAAGCACGCUGGUUUUACAGCAAAUACACACCGACUCUCGAGGAGUAUUUGAACAAUGCAUGGACUUCGGUGGGCGGUCCUGGAGCAAUGCUCCAUGCUUAUUUGUUAACGCAAGGAUCCCAACUAACAAAAGCUUCACUUGAGUCCUAUAAUCAUGGCACUCAACUUAUAUAUUGGGCAUCUCUCGUGACUCGACUUACCGACGAUCUGGGCACUUCCAAGGCUGAGAUCGAGAGAGGGGAUGUUGCAAAGUCGGUUCAGUGCUACAUGGAAGAAAAAGGCAUAUCAGAAGAAGCAGCACAGGAAUACAUAAAAGGCUUAAUCAGCUAUUCAUGGAAGAAGAUCAAUGAAGAGAGUGGCAAAGCUGCUGUACCAAAAUCUAUUGUAAACCUGUCACUCAAUAUGGCACGGACUGCUCACUGCAUUUUUCAACAUGGUGAUGGAAUUGGGACAUCGGUCGGGGUGACUAAAGAUCGUUUAGUCUCUUUGAUUACAAAUCCUAUCCCUAUCGAUCGAUGAUCAUCAUGUGAUCCAUGUAACAGUUUAACUAGUUUCAUG
Argentina anserina (silverweed cinquefoil) is the source of this 1722-nucleotide messenger RNA. RefSeq names its product probable terpene synthase 9. The record is from RefSeq and is a predicted model, not a curated record. Gene Ontology annotation, biological process: diterpenoid biosynthetic process. Gene Ontology annotation, molecular function: magnesium ion binding; terpene synthase activity. NCBI's taxonomy places the organism in Eukaryota, Viridiplantae, Streptophyta, Magnoliopsida, Rosales, Rosaceae.